Molecule: messenger RNA, 1809 nt
Organism: Gastrolobium bilobum
Lineage: Eukaryota; Viridiplantae; Streptophyta; Magnoliopsida; Fabales; Fabaceae
Product: transcription factor UNE12-like
Exons: 6
Coding region: 162-1076 (304 amino acids)
Biological process (GO): regulation of transcription by RNA polymerase II
Cellular component (GO): nucleus
Molecular function (GO): protein dimerization activity; RNA polymerase II cis-regulatory region sequence-specific DNA binding; DNA-binding transcription factor activity, RNA polymerase II-specific
Source: RefSeq, a predicted model, not a curated record
AGUAGAAAGAAAAAGAAGAGAGAGAGAGAGAGAGAAAAGAACAAAGCGAAACUUGCUAAAUUCUCUUGUUUUUUUCUUCAUGUAGAUUAUUCUCUCUCUUCUCUGCACACCAAAAACAAACAAACCGAGUCUUCUGAACUCGCCCGAGUCAAAACCGAGUCAUGGCGAGUCACCCUUCCGAGGCUCCCGCCGAUGACUUCCUCGAGCAAAUCCUCGGCCUCUCGACUUUCGCUUCCGCCGACUCCGCCUUGGCCGGAACCGAUGCUUCUUCGUUGGCGGCUCCGCCUCCGAUGAUGCUGCAGCUUAACUCCGGCGACCCCGCCGCCUCCAGCCACCUCGGCGCCGGAAGUGGAUUCCAUGCACCGGUGUACCAGUUGGGGCUGAGUUUGGAGCAAGGUAAAGGAGGGUUCUUGAAGCCCGACGAUGCUUCCGGGAGUGGCAAGCGCUUCCGCGAGGACGCUGUUGAUGGCAGAGCUAAGAAUGUUUUUCAUGGGCAACCCAUGCCUAAUACCAUUCCUAACGCACCACAUCCACCAACAAUGCGUCCUAGAGUGCGGGCUAGAAGAGGACAGGCUACAGAUCCACACAGCAUAGCUGAAAGGUUGCGCAGAGAGAGAAUAGCCGAAAGAAUCAGGGCUUUGCAAGAACUGGUUCCUAGUGUCAACAAGUCAGAUAGAGCUGCCAUGCUGGAUGAAAUUGUGGAUUACGUCAAGUUCUUAAGGCUUCAAGUGAAGGUUUUGAGCAUGAGUAGAUUGGGAGGAGCUGGUGCAGUGGCACCACUGGUAACUGACAUCCCAUUAUCAUCAGUUGAGGUAAUUAUUCUAACUAAUGUGUAUAUUGAUCAGGAAGAAGGAAGUGAGGGUGGAAGAAACCAACCAGCUUGGGAGAAGUGGUCAAAUGAUGGGACAGAAAGGCAGGUAGCUAAGCUAAUGGAAGAAAAUGUUGGGGCUGCCAUGCAGUUUCUUCAAUCAAAGGCACUCUGCAUCAUGCCCAUUUCACUGGCGUCAGCAAUAUACCAGUCACAACCAUCAGACACCUCUAGCAUAGUUAAGCCUGAAACUAAUCCUCCUUCAUAGACAAACCUCAGGUACUGGUGCACCACCAGUGGUCCCAUCAAGGGCUCACCUAAUGCUGCUGGGACCCACGCGUUAUUUGUCUGUUCCAAACCCCCUUAAAUUUUAGUCUUUGGUUAGCAUCAAGUUGGAUUCAAAGUAGGAUGCCAUAGUCCUUUCUUUUUUGCCGUUCUUUUAGCUUUUGUCAAUACAGGGUUCGAUGUCAAUUCUCUAAAAAAUACAAGAAGACCCCAUGUUGUCUUGGCAAGUUUCAUUUAAAAGGAAAGAAAUUGUCAAAAGUUCACUUGAUAUGCUCUUGCUUUUUGUAUCAAUUAGUGGGGAUUAGUGGAACGUGAUGGAUGCGCUUUUAUAGUGGGGCUUAGUUUUUCUAGUGGGCUGUGGGUCCUUCUAAAAGGUUAGGGUGGUGUGUAUAUUUUUAUUAGUGAUGUAACUCUAGAGAAUUUGAAAUGAGGUGAAAUGGAUAAUGGUUGCUUUAAGAAUGCUAGGUGAUGCAAGUCCAGCAGAAAAUGAUGGUGCUUUUGGUUUCUUUGGGGUGUGCGUGAGUUGUUUAUUCAAAAGUAGUUGGACUUUUAUUCUAAUGGAGGAUAGAGAUGGAAUGACAAGUAUGGUGCUCUCAUAACCCAAUCCAUAUCAAUCAGUACGCUGUAACCUUAUUCAACUAUUAAGUGACAGAAGUCUUUGCUCUCAAUUAAUAUGUGCGGUAUGGAUAUGAAAUACUUGAGGCAAAAUUCUUUAU